AUGUACAGGCUCUUAGUAAAUUGGCUAAGGAAGAUUCACGGCUACGAAAUUACUGGGCAGUGGCAUCUUGAACAAGUUCGCAAUUAUGGCGAUUAUCAUCACUUUUAUUGCGACCUAACAAUAAAGAAACCUGAUAACCCCCAUCCUGUUGCUCGUCUUGAACUCCUGGCGACAGCAUCAAUUUCAAAACUAAAUGGGCAUUUCGAACAAGUAUUUAAGUACGCUGAGCGCCUUUGUCCUCAAGAAGUAUGGGUCAUACAUUUUUCUUGUGAAGAUUUUGUUGUAACUAACCCAUACUGGCCGGGAAAAAGAUUUCAGGAUAAAGGGUUAAAUGUUGCACAUUUCUGGCACAACAGGGAUUUUAGCAAUGUAAAAAUGAGUGCUAGGUUUCGGAAUGUCACUGGCAAGUUUCAUGAAAUUUUAGAUGAGCAAAUUUUACCUUAA
Molecule: messenger RNA, 444 nt
Organism: Funneliformis mosseae
Lineage: Eukaryota; Fungi; Glomeromycota; Glomeromycetes; Glomerales; Glomeraceae
Source: the annotation of a GenBank genome assembly